AUGGAGACUGGCAAGGCAGUGGGUGCCCCUUUCCGAGGGCACACUGACUCCGUUCGGUCUGUCGCAAUCUCGCCUGAUGGCAAGCGCAUUGUAUCUGGUUCAUGGGACAAGACCAUCCGCGUGUGGGAUAUAGAAUUUUUCAACCAGCCCCGCCCAUUCACAGUGCCUGCCAUAUGUUUUUCACCUAACCCAACCCAUGCUCUUCAUUCCGCAUCCUCAUUCCUCCAAGAUUCCUCCACCCCAGCCUCAAUUGCCGCAAACGAGGAUGGAUGGGUUGUAGGUCCCGACGGACGGCUUCUUUUCUGCAUCCCAAUCCAUUUCUACCCGGCUAUGUAUUUCCCAGGCAACACACUGGUGAUUCACGAUCGUGCCUCGCAGCUUGAUCUACGCUAUUUUGCACACGGCAUGUCAUGGCAAGAGUGUCGGAUGUAG
Messenger RNA from Suillus clintonianus, 432 nucleotides. RefSeq lists its product as uncharacterized. The transcript has a single exon. Gene Ontology annotation, molecular function: protein binding. The record is from RefSeq and is a predicted model, not a curated record. NCBI's taxonomy places the organism in Eukaryota, Fungi, Basidiomycota, Agaricomycetes, Boletales, Suillaceae. Bases 1 to 432 code for a protein of 143 amino acids.